Messenger RNA from Merops nubicus (carmine bee-eater), 1295 nucleotides. RefSeq names its product suppressor of cancer cell invasion (gene SCAI). The annotation marks the transcript as partial. The record is from RefSeq and is a predicted model, not a curated record. The transcript has 13 exons. Gene Ontology annotation, molecular function: transcription corepressor activity. Gene Ontology annotation, cellular component: nucleus. Lineage: Eukaryota; Metazoa; Chordata; Aves; Coraciiformes; Meropidae. Gene Ontology annotation, biological process: DNA-templated transcription.
GUUUGCCCUAAAAGAAAUCAUGUCAUCAGGAGGAGCUGAAGAUGAUAUUCCUCAAGCAGAGAGGAAAACAGUGACAGACUUUUGCUACUUGUUGGAUAAAUCUAAACAGCUAUUCAAUGGCUUAAGGGAUUUACCUCAGUAUGGGCAGAAGCAGUGGCAAUCCUAUUUUGGGCGGACCUUUGACGUUUACACCAAGCUCUGGAAGUUUCAACAGCAGCACCGACAAGUAUUGGACAAUCGGUAUGGGUUGAAGCGGUGGCAAAUUGGGGAAAUUGCUUCCAAGAUUGGGCAGCUCUAUUACCAUUAUUACCUGCGCACCUCAGAAACCAGCUAUCUCAAUGAAGCUUUCUCCUUCUACUCGGCCAUUAGGCAGAGGUCAUACUACUCCCAAGUCAACAAAGAAGACAGGCCUGAAUUAGUGGUUAAGAAGCUGCGUUACUAUGCAAGGUUUAUAGUGGUUUGUCUCUUGCUCAACAAAAUGGAUGUUGUAAAGGACCUUGUAAAGGAGCUGUCAGAUGAAAUUGAAGACUACACUCACCGGUUUAACACUGAAGAUCAGGUGGAGUGGAACCUGGUUCUCCAGGAAGUGGCAGCGUUUAUUGAGGCAGACCCUGUCAUGGUUUUAAAUGAUGACAACACCAUUGUAAUCACCUCUAACAGGCUUUCUGAAACAGGAGCUCCGUUGCUGGAGCAGGGGAUGAUAGUGGGACAGCUUGCUCUUGCAGAUGCGCUGAUUAUUGGGAACUGCAACAACCAGGUCAAGUUCAGUGAACUAACAAUUGAUAUGUUUCGAAUGCUACAAGCACUUGAAAGGGAACCAAUGAAUUUAGCAUCACAAAUGAACAAGCCUGGAAUGCAGGAGUCGACAGAGAAACCAGCCAGGCGGGAAAACCCCCAUAAAUAUCUGCUGUAUAAACCAACUUUCAGCCAGCUCUAUACAUUUUUAGCAGCAUCAUUUAAGGAGCUGCCUGCAAACAGUGUGCUGCUGAUUUACUUGUCUGCCACGGGCGUGUUUCCAUCAGGUCGUUCGGAUAGUGAAGGUCCAUAUGAUUUUGGUGGUGUUCUGACAAAUAGUAACAGGGACAUUAUAAAUGGGGACGCCAUCCACAAGCGAAACCAGUCGUACAAGGAGAUGCACUGUCUUCACCCUGGAGAUCUCUACCCUUUCACAAGAAAGCCACUGUUUAUCAUUGUGGACUCUUCAAACAGUGUCGCCUAUAAGAAUUUCACAAACUUAUUUGGACAACCGUUGGUGUGCUUGCUCUCUCCAACAGCAUAUCCAAAAGCAUUACAAG